Messenger RNA from Vitis riparia (riverbank grape), 447 nucleotides. RefSeq names its product GTP-binding protein YPTM2. The coding region runs from base 1 to 447 and encodes 148 amino acids. The record is from RefSeq and is a predicted model, not a curated record. The transcript is spliced from 5 exons. Gene Ontology annotation, molecular function: GTPase activity; GTP binding. Lineage: Eukaryota; Viridiplantae; Streptophyta; Magnoliopsida; Vitales; Vitaceae.
AUGGCUGCCCACACUCCGUGGGACACUGCAGGGCAAGAAAGAUUUAGGGCCCUCACUUGCAGCUACUAUCGUGGGGCACACGGUGUUAUGGUGGUUUAUGAUGUAACAGACCAAGAGAGUUUCGAUAAUGUGAAGAUGUGGGUGAAAGAAGUUUAUUCCACGGCUGGUAAGAAUGUCAACAUAUAUCUACUAGGAAACAAGUCUGAUCUCACGGCAGAUAGAGUAGUGUCAUAUAAAACAGCCAAGGCAUUAGCUGAUGAAAUUGGGGCACCUUUAAUGGAAAUCAGUGCAAAAGAUGGAAGUAACGUCCAACAGGCUUUCAUAGCCAUGGCUACUGCAGUCAAGGAGAGGGUGGUGAAGGAACGAGCCACGGACAAUGGCAGAGACUCAGGAGUAAAACCCAGAGGAAAGCCCAUUUCACAGAGCCGUAGCUGCUGCGGAUCUUAA